This is a messenger RNA of Colossoma macropomum (tambaqui), 993 nucleotides long. RefSeq names its product olfactory receptor 1E1-like. The coding region runs from base 1 to 993 and encodes 330 amino acids. The transcript has a single exon. The record is from RefSeq and is a predicted model, not a curated record. Gene Ontology annotation, biological process: G protein-coupled receptor signaling pathway. Gene Ontology annotation, molecular function: G protein-coupled receptor activity; olfactory receptor activity. Gene Ontology annotation, cellular component: membrane. Lineage: Eukaryota; Metazoa; Chordata; Actinopteri; Characiformes; Serrasalmidae.
AUGACUUCUGUGGUACCCCUUGAGAAUGCUACAUUCAUUCGCCCCCCUACAUUUUACGUCAAUGGAUUGUACAACAUGCCACAUGCAAAUUACUACUAUAUGUUUUUGUGUUUUGUGUACGCUGUGACUGUUUUAGGGAAUUCUUUUAUAAUGGGCACUAUAUACCUGGCACGCACUCUGCAUACAGCAAAGUAUAUAGCUGUCUUCAACUUGGCCUUGUCUGAUCUGGGUGGAAGCUCUGCUCUUAUUCCAAAGUAUGCAGACAUGUUUCUGCAUGAGAACCAGUACAUAUCUUAUGAAGACUGUCUGACAAGCAUGUUUUUUGUUUUUCUUUUUAUGACUCUGCAGUCCUUUACUCUGCUUGCUUUGUCCUUUGACAGAGUAAUUGCUAUAUGUUUUCCUCUGAGGUAUCAUGCUAUUGUCACUAAAACCACAAUGACUCUGAUCAUAGGUGUUAUAUGGGUUAUCUCUGUAUCUAUUGUUACUGUCCUUGUAGCUCUGGUUACCAGACUGUCCUUCUGUAGAUCUACCGUAGUUGGCAGUUAUUUCUGUGAUAAUGGCCCCAUUUUCAGGCUUGCCUGUAAUGAUAAUUCUCCUAAUUACAUGAUGGCCUACGUCUAUGUUUCUGUUGUGCUUUGCAUUCCAUUGACACUAAUAGCUUUCUCGUAUGUUUGUAUUGGUGUUGCAUUGCUUAAGAUCUCACAUGGGGCUGAGCGAAUCAAAGCUAUGAAAACCUGCACUUCCCACCUCAUAUUAGUGGCCAUGUUUUAUCUACCAAUCUUUAGCGUUUACAUUACUGCUCUUACAACAUAUCUACAUCCAAAUACUAGAAUAAUCAACUCAGUCCUAACACAAACAAUUCCAUCCAUGUUAAACCCCAUCAUAUAUUCUCUGAAGACAGAGGAGGUCCUGCAGUCUAUAAAAGUACUUUACAAACGAAUCAAGGUGAACUUUACGAUUGAAGAUUCAAUUAAAAGUAUUGCAAAGAACUGA